AACGAAGGGGGCGUGUAGGAGGCGUCUCCAGCUCACCGUCCUCCUCACCCUACCCCUGUAAGAAGGCCACGCUUCGUCUCUGAACUCCGUUCUUUGCCGAUCGACUUAUCUCAGUUGACGAGUUUUUACGAAUCACCACGGGUUCCUUCGUGCACGUGUUGUCACGAUCUGUCGGCGGGAAGGUGAGAGGGAUACUCCAUCGAGGUAAAUGCAAUCAAUAUCUGUUAUUUAACAACGCUUUCGCUUUUUCUUUGCCUUUGAGAAAUAGUCACUUACGUAAUGGCGACUCGUAGUCGCGUUUUUUUUUUCCCAAUGACCUUUAAAAAAUGGUGAACCAUUCCUAAUGAACCAAGUGGAAUGUCAUCCGAUAGUUCUCCAUGAACCGAUUUCCCUGAUCAUCGACAGAGGAAUUUCCCUUUCUGUUUCCUCAUUGAGGAAACGGAAAUAAAUCGUUAAAGCACUCUUAAUUCUUAGUUUGAUGUAGCUUUAAACUACCACCUCAAAUGUUCUCUAAUUUUCGACCGAAAACAAAGCUAGCUGCAUGGUUGAUAUCAUACAAAGCUGGGUCGAUGUUUACGAAAAAUAAUGUAUCUCCGAUUCAUGGAGAUGCUUGGGCUCCUUAUUCUUUUUUAUUCUACUGAAAAUUCAAACAUGUGUCUUGAAUAAAAUUAGGAUGAAAGCCACAUGUUAUGAUCGUCAGACAGGUUUGGACCUAUCACCCAGUUUCCCUCGAUAAUGUCUCCCAAAUCCCCCCUACUCUCCACUUGUUAAAUGAUUGAAUCAUAGUUGGAGCAUUGAAAAGAGAUGCUUGGAAAAUACCCAAAAUUUUGUUUGGUGCAGAACUUAUUAAUUUUUCUGCAAAUGAUUACCUGUAAUAAUGAUGGUAAUUUUUUAUUUUUCAGGAAAUUGUGUGGGUUUCAGUUGGUUAGCAGUCAUGGCUGAGUUAGAACUGAAAAAUGACCUUCCAGAAGCCAAAAAACCCUUAAUUUCACCUAAGAUAGGUACACACAAUGGAACCUUUCACUGCGAUGAAGCCCUUGCUUGCUUUAUGCUGAAACAGCUUCCAGAGUAUAGACAUGCUGACAUUGUGCGAACAAGAAAUCCAGAAGAGCUGGAAAAGUGUGAUGUUGUAGUAGAUGUUGGGGGUGUGUAUGAUCCAGAGAAACAUCGAUAUGACCAUCAUCAAAGGUGUGUUAACUAGCUGUCCUGAAAGACAAAGAAAUGGGUAUAAUUUUUUCUAUUUUCUUGGAUGAAUUUCACUCUGCUGCUCUGAGCAGUGUGUUUGUGGUAAAUUUUUUUUUUAUGACAUUCUGGACAUUUGUUCCUGAGCUUUAAUCAAUGGAAAAAAAACUUGGGAUGCUCAAAUAGAAAUAAUGAGUAAAUAAAUGCAAGUUUAUAAAAGCGAGUAAAAUAUCUCCACACAGGAUAAUAGAUUAAUGUUUAUCCACAACCUUUUUUCUUUUCCUUUUUUUUUUUUUUUUACCUGAUAGGAGCUUUACAGAUUGUAUGAACACCCUUCGUCCAAGUAAGCCAUGGGUAACCAAACUUAGCAGUGCUGGGCUGGUUUAUCUUCAUUUUGGACACCGGUUGGUCUCACAAGUGUUGAAGACUAAAGAAAAUGAUGCUGUGACCAAUGAGAUCUAUGACAAAAUCUACGAAAAGUUCAUUCAGGAAAUUGAUGCUAUUGACAAUGGGAUCAGUCAGAGUGAUGAUGAACCACGGUAUAUGAAAACAUUGGAGACAGUAUUUAAUCCCUUAACCCUUAAGAGAGACCAACAUCUAAUUUCUCCCCACAAUAUCACCCCUAAAUCAAAAUUUAAGGACACAAGAAUAAAGGAAAUGAUCACGAACUAAAGAAGCUCUUGAUUGUUGGACAAAUUCUCUUUGUCAGCUCUUAAGGAAGUAAAAGAGAACAGUAUAGAGAAUAUGCAUACUGAUGUUUGGGUGAAAAGGGUCACCAGUAACAUGAAAUACUUACUUUAGAUACAUUAUCCUUUGAUAACGCAGCAGGGCUGUUCUUGAAUACCUUUUGAUUUGACAAUUAGGACCCAAGGGAGGGAGGGGUAAGUGCAACUUAAAAUACUCGACAAGUAGUAUAUGUCAGUUGUGAAUAAGCAUUCAUAACUGACUUAUGCUUCUUGGGAAAGCCAAGAAAUUUGACCAAUCAGUUUUUACAAACCAGACUAAAAACACUUGACUGACAAACAGUUCCUCAGUUGACUCAGAUGUUGACUUCUGUUCAGUUUGGUAAAGCAACAGAGUGACCUUUUUUUUUGAUGCGACCAAAUUAUUUGUGAUAAUUUUAUUGUUUUUAAUGAAUAGUUUUCUUAAUAACACAGCUAUUGCAUCACAACAAACCUGAGCUCCCGCAUAUCACAUCUUAAUCCAUCCUGGAAUGAUCCAAAUCCAAAUGCUGAGGUUGGUGUUCCACUAUGUCAAAAUAUGAUUUUUAGAUUAUGGUCUUACUCGUUGUUCAUAUCAAAAGCCUUUCAACUUUUUUCUUUUCUUCUAUAGCUACAAUUUCAAAAGGCUGUGAAUUUAGUUGGAGAGGAGCUGUUAAAUAGAAUUUGUUACUACAGGGAUGCAUGGCUUCCUGCAAGGAGUUUGGUUGAAGUAGCAAUAAUGAAAAGAAAAGAGGUUAGUUUUUAGUGAAAUUCAACUCCACUUGGAAGAUUGCUGACUUUGAAAGCAUAAAUUUAAAUUUGGGUCACAGGCUCUCUCGGCUUGCUCAUGCCCUAUGAAAAAUUCUUGUUAAACAGUUAAUAAAUUAGUCUACUGGGUGAUCAAAAUAUAAUUUCUCCUAUAUCCAAUACAACAUUAAGCAGACAAAUGAUUGAAAAUUUAAAUUAGGGAAUUAAUAGCUGAUCCAAAACCAAGUUAUCUUAACUAACAUUAUAAGAAUUGUUUGGCACGCAGUAAGGAGAAUAACUACUGCAAUCUUGAGAGUGAAGGAUUCAAAAGUGGAUAUCUUAACCCAGAGUGCCCCUAAUUGGGAGAAAAAGAUGAAACUGUCACAGUACUGAAAAAUAAAAAAAAAAUCAGUGAUUUGAAAUUUCUUUGCAAGGUUGAUCCAAGUGGAGAGAUCAUUGAGCUUCAAGAAAGGGGUUGUCCAUGGAAGGAACACUUGUUUGAAUUAGAGAAGGACUUGAACAUUGAUGUACCAAUAAAAUUUGCCAUAUACACAGACCAAAACAACAACUGGAGGGUGCAGGUGAGUUCCACAUUAUGUACAAACAAUCCCCUUCCUUCCUCAAAUCAUGUAUAAUCCACAAAAUGACAAUUAUUGCUCAUGGGAGAAAGGGAAGCUUGGCAUAUACAUUUAAACUCCCUGCCAUGCAAACCACUUGUCAAGUAAGCUACAGCCGAACUUGUGUUAAGCAGUCACGUAAUACAGGACAGGGUGACCACUUCAUACAGGAUGACCACUUAAUACAAGAUGACCGACACCAUAUGGGUGUCACAAAAUACAAUUAAAAAAAUGCCAUUUUAUGCCAUAAUUGAGCACUAAAUGCAGAAAAACUUGCUCAAAAAUACUACCAAUAUUUAUUUUGGGAGAUUAAAUUGGAUUAAAGUUUACUUGAAGGUGUGCUCUUAGUUUUAUUUGAGUGGCAACACUGCUAGUGACUGUUCAAUACAGGUUGAGGGCAAAGUUGGGACUCAAUAAAGGGUGACCAUAAUGGCUUAACUCUUUAACCCCUAAGAGUGACUGGCAUCUAAUUUCUCCUUACCAUAUCACUCCUGAAUCAAACAUUAAGGUUAGGAGAAUAAAUGAGCUGAUCACUGACUAAGGAAGCUCUUGAUCAUUGGGCAAAUUCUCCAUGUUGGCAUCUUAGGAAAUGUUUAGAGGACAGUAUGGAGAAUGUGCAUACUGAUGUUAGGAUGUAAAGGGUUAAUAAAGGUGACCACUUAAUAGUCUGAGGUGAAAAUGUAAGUGAUUUUGGUGAUAAAAUUUGGGACUUUGAAAACCAGCUGCUUAAUGGUGCUUCUUAGUUGGGUUCAACUGUACUUAGAUAUCUGGGCUUUGGUUCACUCUUCUCCUUUACCCUGUUAUUGAGGUUUUUAACAGUUUUUACAUUUUAUGUGAAGUUUUUGUAUACAAAAUUAAAUUUUCAAUUUGUUCUCUCUUCAGUGUGUUUCCGUGCGUCCUGAUUCCUUUGUUAACAGGUAUAUUAUGAGUCCAUUUUAAAAUAAAAGAAAUGUUUAAAUGAAUUAUGAUGGUCAUGCUUAUUACCAAAUCUCUUCAAUCUGUUUCUUUUUCAGACUUAGCUUGUUAGAGGAAUGGCGUGGAGUAAGAGAUGAACAGCUCAGUUCACUGAGUGGAAUAAAAGGCUGCAUAUUUGUUCAUGCCAGUGGUUUCAUUGGAGGAAAUGAGACAAGAGAAGGAGCUUUAGAAAUGGCAAGAAAGACUCUACAGCACCGAGACAGUUUUGCAAAUGGAAAGUGUUACUCUGAUUCAGAAUUAAUGCAAGUUGAAAGCAAAGAAAAUUAACUUCAGACUUCCAGAGUGCAUUGUAAAAAUUUGAUGUCAUCUGUGUAAUACUGUGCCAAUAGUGAUGUAUGUGGUGUUAAGAACAUAUCUUGCUGAGGAAAGUGUGAAAACAACCACUUAAAAAAAAAUAUGUAUUUGCUAUGGAAUUGUGUGUUUCACUUAAAGAGAAACUUCCACUAAGUUAGUCUCUGUGGCAGUUUUUAUUUAAAGAAAAAACUUUCUUAUCAACCUACUUCACAUAAAAUGUGUAUGUGAAUUUAUUUUCUUUAUUUAGAAAAAAAAAGACAUAGAAAAAUUUAAACUUACCCUUUUCCGCCCUAAGAGUGAUAAGUAUCUAAUUUCUCCCAGUAGUAUCACCCAUGAAUCAAACAUUAAGAUAGAGAGAUUGAAGGAAAUGACUGCAAACUACACUUAGCUCUUGAUUAUUAUACAAAUUCUCUUUGUAAGUACCACAGGAAAUGUAUAGAUAACAGUAUGGAGAACUUGCUUACUGAUGUUUGGUUGUAAAGAGUUAGAAUGAUAUUUAAAAAGAGGAAUAAGAAAGGCCUUUCUGUGGAACUUAAAACUAAGUAAGUAGUCAAGUGUUGGAUGUUGUCCCUGAGUAGCAUAGUGUUAUAAAGUCAGACAUGUAAAUCAAGCGAGGCUAGCUAUGCUAUGAUAAUUUAGUUUUCUGAGCUUUCACCGAUCUACAGCAUCAUCAGGGAAGAUUCCAUCUACAUUCCAGCAAAAGCUCGGAAAACUAAAUUAUCAUAGCAUACCUGGCCU
Messenger RNA from Pocillopora meandrina, 5254 nucleotides. Lineage: Eukaryota; Metazoa; Cnidaria; Anthozoa; Scleractinia; Pocilloporidae. The record is from the annotation of a GenBank genome assembly.